AUGAUGUUGUUUAAUUAUAUUGUUCGAAUCGUCAUCAGCUUUGCCGUCGCUUACUUUACUAUUGGAGAAUCCGCGGCCAUAAAUUCAAAGAUCGCGGCAGUUAACGAUGUAGAGCGUCAAUUUUUUCCGAUUGUCAAACGAAGCACAACAUUGAGUUCAAGAUCUUGUGGUAAAACGAUGCCAUGUGGGUGGUUAAUUUAUUAUAUGGCUGGAGAU
Cotesia congregata is the source of this 216-nucleotide messenger RNA. The record is from the annotation of a GenBank genome assembly. Lineage: Eukaryota; Metazoa; Arthropoda; Insecta; Hymenoptera; Braconidae.